UCCUUCUCCCAUCCUGAUGGCAGUGGACACUGGAAACGUUUAGGCAUAAACUGAAGUUUUGGCUAGCAUAGCUCAUCAGUAGAGUGAGAUCACCUGUUUGCUGGCUUUCAGCACCGCCCUCAGUGUGGCGAUCUGCCCCCGUUUGGUGCUCAGUAGGGACCUGAACUCGAGGAUCUCUUCCAUCAGGUCUUCCUUGUCUUUAUCGAUCACGGGGGCCAGCUCCCGUGCGGCAGCUCUUUGACGAGACAGUUGCAAGGACCGGUCCACGGCUUUCCGCAGAUGGUUGAUUUGGGCCCGGAUUAUGGCAUUAAGCUUGGAGGGAGCAGAGAGCUGGGCGGGGGCGAGAUGGCCCUGGUGCCCUAUGUGGAGACCGCGGAGAUGGGGCUGCAGAGAUUCCACAAGCCUCUGGCCACCUUCUCCUUUGCAAACCACACGAUCCAGAUCCGGCAGGACUGGAAGCAACUGGGAGUCGCAGCGGUGGUUUGGGACGCGCCCUGCCCUAAAUGUCCAAGCAAACGAAAAGCACAGAGAUCAAAUGAAGCUGAGGUGGAGUUAACAUCUAAUAUAUCCUUUGAUGACAUUAAUAGAAGACAAGGGACUUCUCCCCUCUAACAAGUAUCAAUCAAUCUGGCUACUGUACUCAAGGGAAAAAGAGAGAAAACAGCUCUCACCCACAAGAUGACGACAUGGAUGGUGAAGAGGAAACAAAGCAGUGCCAAUUAUAGAUGGCUGAAGAAACACAGGCAUUUACUUUGUCUGGACAUUUUUUUAAUGGGAAGGAUGUGGGAGAUAGGGUAAAGGAAGCAGUCCAAUAGGAAAAGGAGUUAAGUUUGCUUAACUUGUUUCUGGGGAUAGAAUUGGGACCACUAGGUAACACUUUUAGAAAGGUAUUCUGGUUCACCUCAGGGAAGAAUAUUUUACAAUUAUCCCUGAUUAUAAACUGGUUACCUCUGGAGAUUGCCUCCUUUCUCUGAAAGAGUUGAAGUAAUGCCAGACUGCCGUUUGGAGGAGGGGAGAAGGAUGUAAAUAGGGAAACUAAGUAAUAGAUUAAGGGCUGGAUAGGUAACAAGUUUGGCCUAGACCUGGAAGAUAUCUAAGAUUUUUAUUCAAACCUUGAGUUCCAUGGUUAGAGAGAAGGGAAAAAGAUAUAAAGAAUAAUUUCUCACCUUCCUUUCUAAAAAUAGGACCUAGGACUCACCUGAGUUCCGGAG
Molecule: messenger RNA, 1211 nt
Organism: Odocoileus virginianus texanus
Lineage: Eukaryota; Metazoa; Chordata; Mammalia; Artiodactyla; Cervidae
Source: RefSeq, a predicted model, not a curated record